Messenger RNA from Quercus robur (English oak), 1222 nucleotides. RefSeq lists its product as uncharacterized. The transcript is spliced from 6 exons. The record is from RefSeq and is a predicted model, not a curated record. Gene Ontology annotation, molecular function: protein binding. NCBI's taxonomy places the organism in Eukaryota, Viridiplantae, Streptophyta, Magnoliopsida, Fagales, Fagaceae. The coding region runs from base 359 to 958 and encodes 199 amino acids.
CAAAAUUAGUACACACUAUAAUCGCAGUGAAAGUCCCUUUGCCUCACUCCCUCCCUAACUCCCUCCUUGCCCUUCACAAUUCUUCCCCCAAUACAAAAGCUUUCCACCGACUUUCAAAUCCUUUUAUCUGUCGAGAAUUCAAAAUCCAAAACCAAAACUCUCUCUCUCCGUUACUUUAAUUCCCAAACCCAAAAGAAUAUUUAUUUUUUAGGGUUUUUGAUCUCUCUUCUCCGCAACUUCAAAUCCUUCACUCCAAUUCUUUUCUUCUUCUUCAUCAACUCCAAUUAGGGUUAGGGUUAGGUUUUAUUUUUUUCUUUUUUCUUCGUUGUAUUUAUUAAAUUAAAGAAGCGCUAAUAAGAUGUAUGCUGAUCGAGUGGAGGCAGAGUCCAAGAGGUCAAUAAAGGAUCGACUCAAUGGGACUUCCAUUGCUGACACUCGCCGCCGACAAUUCACCGGCAAGAGGCAAAGGCAAGAUGACAAGUGGGAACAUGAUCUUUAUAAUGAAGAUGAACCUCAAAUUUCAAACAACAAGGUUGGGGCUCGAGAUCUCCGUUUAAAGCUUCAAAAGAAAAGUCUUGGACAAGCAUCUCAAAGAGGGUCUCUUUCAGGUGUUAGGGAUCUACGUGAUAAGUUAACUGGCCUGAAUGAUACACAACCAAUGAACAUUGAUCCCCCAAAGCGAAAGCUGGAGGCUCAGAGGCCUACUAGGAAGAGCGUAGCUGAGGUCCCUGCACCAGAGCUCAAAAAGGGCACCAACCCUGCUCCUAGAAAAAAGGCUGGUACAUCAGUGGAUGACUUUUUGAACUCUUUGGGUCUCGAAAAGUAUCUUAUUACUUUUCAAGCAGAGGAAGUUGACAUGACUGCCCUAGUACACAUGACUGAUGAUGACCUCAAGGCUCUAGGCAUACCAAUGGGUCCAAGAAAGAAGAUAAUUUUAGCUUUGGAAUCCAGAGCCUGACAUAAGAGAGGGGAGCCAGUUAUUUUCCGGAUGUGUUCCAUGUAUGAUUAUUUCGGUACAACAAUUGCAUGUUAGCAGGCCUGUUUUGAAUGCUCAAGUCUGCAUAACGUUUUUCCCCCCCUUUUUAAUGCCUGUAUUGCUGACAGUUGCUUAACCAAGUGCAUUAUUGAUGUCAAACCGAUGUGAAAUUGUUAGCUUGCAACAGAGGUAGAAGUUCUAAUGUAAUGAUUUACUGCUUUUUAUGAAGCUGUCUUUUGGACUUAA